This is a messenger RNA of Morone saxatilis (striped sea-bass), 2783 nucleotides long. It is a transcript of the gene arrdc2, whose product is annotated as arrestin domain containing 2. The record is from RefSeq and is a predicted model, not a curated record. Gene Ontology annotation, biological process: protein transport. NCBI's taxonomy places the organism in Eukaryota, Metazoa, Chordata, Actinopteri, Moronidae. Gene Ontology annotation, cellular component: plasma membrane; cytoplasm. The transcript has 7 exons. Bases 161 to 1390 code for a protein of 409 amino acids.
AUAGGGCUGCAGUCUGAAAGAGCCCAGCAGUUUGAGCUUUAAACAACAAGUGAGCAAAAGACAUCUGAAGAUCAACUUCAGCUCACUUCAGAUACUGCGGGACCGAGAAUAAAGGACUCACAUUUGAGAGGACUCGCACAAAAAAAAAACCCCCGCAAAGAUGAUUUUCGACAAGUUAAAAAAGUUUGACAUCGUCUUCGACUCUCCGGAGGUGGACUGUCCUCCUGUGUUCAGCAGCGGGGACGUGGUGUCAGGUCGGGUGGUGCUGGACCUGUCCGAUGAGAGUCGGGUGUAUUCCCUGAAGCUCCACGCCGAGGGGUUCGCUAAAGUGCAUUGGACCGAGUCUCGGUCCGCCGGCUCUAGCACCGCAUACACCCAGAACUACAGCGACGAAGUGGAGUACCUGAACCGCAGAGAGGUGCUGCUGCAGGCAGAUAAUGGUGAAGUGACCCACCUUCCUGCUGGCAGACAUGAAUUUCCAUUCAGCUUCCAGCUACCUGAGGAGACUCUGGUCACCUCCUUCGAGGGCAAACACGGCAGCAUCCGCUACUGGGUCAAAGUGAAGCUCCACAGGCCGUGGGCCACCGUCAAGAAGAUCAAGAAGGAGUUUACAGUCAUCGAGCCCAUUGACAUCAACACACCGGCCUUACUGGCACCACAGGCCGGAACGAAGGACAAGAUGGCACGGGCGUGGUACCGCAACUUCGGACAGGUGUCUGUAACAGCAAAGAUUGACCGCAAAGGCUACACACCAGGUGAGGUGAUACCUGUCUUCGCGGAGUUCGACAACUCUACCUCCAGAUCAGUGGUGCCCAAAGCCUAUAUCACUCAGACACAGACAUUCAUCGCCCGCGGCACCAUGAAGCAGAAGCGGUCGGUGGUGGGCACGCUGUGCGGUGAUAUUGUGGGCGCCAGAUGCAGGGAGACGUGGCACGGUCGCGCCAUCAAGAUCCCGCCUGUGGGUCCCUCCAUCCUGCAGUGCCGCAUCAUCAAAGUGGAGUACAUGCUCAAGGUUUGUGUUGAUGUUCCUGGGACGUCCAAGCUGUGCCUGGAGCUGCCGCUGGUUAUCGGCACCAUCCCCCUCCAUCCCUUCGGCAGCCGGACCUCCAGCGUCAGCAGCCAGUACAGCGUCAACCUGGAGUGGCUGCGCAUGGCCAUCCCCGAGCAGCCUGAGCCUCCUCCAGAAUACAGCUCCGUGGUGACAGAGGAGGAGGCUGAGCAGCGCAACAGCACGGCGGUCCCACAACCUGCCGAAGACCUGAGUGGGAUCCUGGAGCGCCCCCUCAUGGCUUUUGUCCAAGAGUUUCGCUUCCGACCUCCGCCUGUGUACAGCGAGAUUGAUCCCAACCCUCAGCCCCUGAACAUGAGACCUCGCUGCAUGACGUGUUGAACCAUGAGCCCUGCCUGAGCGUCAAGCGACUUAAAGUUAAUGAAACAAAUCAAGAGAUUUGUCUUCUCCUGGAUUACUUCUCUCUGAAAAAUGGUGCCUGGUCCCACCAAGUGUCGUCGAGGGGGACUGGAGCGCCACGCAGAGGCCGGGAGACGGAGCUCAAAGGAACUGGAUGUCAGUGGAGGCCACUCCAUAAAGUAAAGUGGACGCUUUCCUGUUCUGUUGCGAGGAAAGUAACUUCUCCACAUCAGUUCCUGUCCUCCCCAAGUGAUCUUUGGCUCCUGGUAAAGCCAGCUAUAAAUGCCUCCCAAUUAAGGAUUCCCUCAACUGAAUUUUGAGAUUUAAGGAGUUUGGGACACAUUUGGGGGAAAAGAUCACUUGAUAUUUGUCAGGUGGAGAGUUGGAGUUGCACCUGGUGUUCAAAUGUUUUGGAAAAAAAAAAGCGCUCUUGAGAAGUUGACGUAUGUUUAGAAGCAUAUUGUCACCUUUGAGUGGCGUAAAGAGAGAAGUGCAAUUACUGUCCUCAGUUUCCAACUCCCCUUGUACUGGCAACACAGUAGAUUUUAACAACUUACAUUGCUAUGCAUUGUUUGUCUGUGAUGAUUUCUACUGUUACUUAAGCACAUACUGUAUUUGAAGGUGUGGCAACGGAACAGACAAGUCAAGUAAGCAAAUGUAGAUGUAUUUUAUGCAUGCAGGUCACAAUAUGUAAAAGGGAAAAAUACAUAUGCCUUAAUUAUCUGCCGUUGAAGAUUGCAUGAGAGUGUCAGGGAGUUGUUCUCUCAAAGAUGAAUGGAGCACAGUGUAUUCUGAGAGGACUUUUACAACAAUAACGAUUGAAUUGUAUGUGGAUGAAUUCCAAGAGAAGUGUUGUGUUAAUGCAAGGCUUAAGGCACUGAAGUGUCGGAUAGCUGUGGUUGUUGAUUUUAGCACAGUGAUUAAACAGGAUGAGCAGUUUGUGUAUAAAGCUGCACAUAGAUUAGCUCUCCCAGCUGCUAAACAAAAGGAGGAGGAGGUGACGGAGACCUCUGAGCCAUGUGGCCUGAAGCUUUUGAUGGGAGCCAGAUGCCCCGGUGCUGUGGGGCGCUUUGUGAAGCUUGAACCCCGAACACACUGCUCAGCGUUUAAGUCGAGCCUCAAGCCGGAGAUGCCACUGAAAUAUAUGGACAAAGAACAUUCCAAAUAAACUGACUCGAGGAUUAGUUUCUCCUCAACUUCCAAAAAAAAAAAAACUGUUAGGAGUAUGAAAGAAGUCUUCAGGGUCAGCUGUGCAACUUUGGUGGCACGCACUGAAAAUAUAACGAAUGUAUUUUUAUACAAAUGCAAUUGUUUGUUCACAAUAUUGCCAAAGUUUUGUAAUUGUUUUUUUUAAUAAACCAAAAAUUUUAAAUUA